Messenger RNA from Hypoxylon fragiforme, 1621 nucleotides. RefSeq lists its product as uncharacterized. Gene Ontology annotation, biological process: regulation of DNA-templated transcription. Bases 97 to 1446 code for a protein of 449 amino acids. Lineage: Eukaryota; Fungi; Ascomycota; Sordariomycetes; Xylariales; Hypoxylaceae. Gene Ontology annotation, molecular function: DNA-binding transcription factor activity, RNA polymerase II-specific; zinc ion binding. The transcript is spliced from 2 exons. The record is from RefSeq and is a predicted model, not a curated record.
GCCUUCUAGACUCUUUCUUACCUCUUUCUUACAUACACUGUGAUACACAUUUACCUGCUUCCUGUUGGUUAUCGAAUCAAUAAAAUCUGAGUUGACAUGAUGAAGAGGAGAAGAUAUGCCAAUUCCCGACAAAAGGCAUGCCAGAAUUGUUCGACUACCAAGGCUAAAUGUGACCAGAAAGCCAGAGGCUGUACCAGGUGUUCCCUAAGAGGCCUGUCUUGCACAUAUCCACAAACAAGCCCGCAAACGCAAUCGCCGAGACAUUCUACCCAUGACGCGAGCAACGAUGAAGAGUCAGGUUGGUAUAGUCCCUUGGCUAUAGGUAACACACUUUCCGCACCUGAGAGCUUGCUCACCAGUCCUGGAUGCGAGUCGUCUACCAAAACAGACGCCUUAGAUUCAGUUAAUGAAGCACAGCAUUCCACGGCUAGAAAUUACCAAAAACCCAUCCCCUCUACUCCCUGCAGUAGCAAUAUGCCCGCGGAUGCAUACGGGAAUCGAAGUACUAUAAACUACCCUCCCGAUAUUCCGGAUAUUCUUGAUUUUUCACAGCUAGAGUUACUUAGUCCUAUCAAUGUAGACGACAUAAGCAAUCGUUGGCUAAACUCCUAUAUCCCUGUGCCUGGUCAAAAGAUUAAAGAGUAUCCUGCUACUAUCACGGCCUUUAUAUACAGGAUUCUUAAGUCGUAUGCAUCUGUCACGGUUCGUGGCCGUGGUGUUCCACCAUUCGUACACUCCCUGCAAACAACAGCGAGAUCUACGAGGCCACCGCUUUCGACUUGUCUGAGUCUGGUUCGGAUUUGUGAUAACUCAUUGCCUGGCAGCGAGAACGUCGCCGUGGACGUGCUGCAAAGGGAGAUGACUAGCCUCUACGAGCAACACAAGACAUACGACGAUGUAACCUUACUAGCAGCGUUUCAAGCCUACCUGAUAUACUCCUUGGUGUUGUUCUUCAGGUUAAGCCAGGUUCCGCGUCUAUUCCUCCGACAAGCCAUGAUGAACCUUCAAGACCUUGCAUGCUCAAGUAGCCGCGGAGGACUCGUGUGCACAGCAGAGGAACAGCGGGCCAGGCCCAGAUGGGAAGCUUGGAUAGUUGCCGAGGCGAAGCGACGUACGUUGUUUACAAUGUACCUCUUCGACAGUGUACUUUUGGCACAGGACAAUCUCCAGACUUUUCUUGGCACGGAACUUCAGGGGUUACCCGCCUCCUCGACAAAGUCUCUCUGGGGUGCCCAAUCAAGAGACAAGUGGGAGUCUACAUACAAUGUGUAUCUUGCAGACUGGUCAAAACGAGGCUUGCGCAUUGACGAACUUUGGCCAAUUCCUCCCGAACUUGAUGAGUCUGGCAUUCUUGAAAGACGUAACAGAGUCGAUCAAUGGCUGGAGGAUGUUGACGAGUUCGGUAUCAUGUUGUAUACAGUAACUAGUUGUACGCAUGGUGGUUGACAUAUAUGCGAAAGAUCACCUGUGUCAGCCAGUUCUAAUUCCAAACCAGCUUGCCCCGGGCGAGCAUAAUCGGCACAAGUACAGACUAGCCAACAUUGCAAACUACCUGUGCUAGCAUGUCCAAAGCUUCUUUGAGGGAUAUUACUUUCAAGUUCAUCUUUGGCAAAAGACUGUC